Messenger RNA from Cyprinodon variegatus (sheepshead minnow), 715 nucleotides. Its product is annotated as N-acylethanolamine-hydrolyzing acid amidase-like. The annotation marks the transcript as partial. Lineage: Eukaryota; Metazoa; Chordata; Actinopteri; Cyprinodontiformes; Cyprinodontidae. The record is from RefSeq and is a predicted model, not a curated record. The transcript is spliced from 5 exons. Gene Ontology annotation, molecular function: hydrolase activity, acting on carbon-nitrogen (but not peptide) bonds.
AUCAUUCUCUAGUUCCAGAUAUCUGUUAUGCAAACAGUUUAAGUUCUUGGUACUCUGGCUAUUUUAAGCAUUCAAACCCUUCAGCUUCUGCAGAGAUUGUACCGUUAGAUCAGUUCUACUGUCAUUAACAAGCUGAAAUGCGGCAGUAAUUUAAACGCUUGUCUGGUGGAAGAGGAUUUUGUGAUGGUUCUGUGUUGACCCUGGCUUUUAGGUGGCCUACACUGGAACAUCAUUUGCUGGUUAUGUUGGCUUGUGGACAGGAAUGAGUCCCGGGAAGUUCACAGUGUCUGGUGACCAGCGAGGAACUAAGCACUGGUGGAACUGGUGGAAGAACUUUGUGUCCGCAGUCCUGUUUCACAGAUCCCCAGACAGCUGGCUUGUGAGGGAGACCCUGGAGGAAGCAGAGGACUUUCAGGAUGCAGUCAUGCGUCUGUCUAAAACCCCCCUUAUCGCUGGGGUGUAUUACAUCGUUGGUGGGGUGAGAGCAGGGGAGGGGGUCGUCAUCACCAGAGAUAGAAAGGGCCCAGCUGACAUCUGGCCCCUGGACCCAUUAACUGGAGGAUGGUUCAGAGUGGAGACGAACUUUGACCACUGGCUUCCUACUCCUGCAAAAGACCAUCGAAGGGAAACAGCAAAUAAGGCACUCAAUGCUACCGGUCAAGAUCACAUCAAUAUGGGUCAGUUGUAUCAGGUAGGUGACUUCAGCUCUGUCUCU